AUGAGGGAGGUGACUUUAACCGGCCCUUACCCGUUCCCUCCACCAAUUGCCACACCCUACUCCCUGCCGGUCCCUCCUCCCACCCUUCAUUUCUCCCUCUCUCUGCGCAGGAAACAGAAAUCCCAGGGUGUGGCAGAUGUCUCCCGUGCCAUGGAUCAUCCCUUUUCAACAGCAUCGAAGGACGGGGAAGGAGCGUGCUACACAUCUCUGAUUUCCGACAUCUGUUACCCACCUCAGGAGGAUUCCACAUAUUUCACUGGAAUUCUUCAGAAAGAAAAUGGCCACAUCACCACAUCAGAGAGCCCUGAGGAGCUGAGUACCUCUGGGCCCUCCUUACCAGACGUGCCUGGGACGGAACCUCGCGGCUUAUUUAGUUCUGAUUCUGGAAUAGAGAUGACUCCUGCAGAGUCCACCGAAGUGAACAAGAUCUUAGCAGACCCCCUGGACCAGAUGAAAGCAGAAGCUUACAAGUACAUUGACAUAACCAGGCCCGAGGAGGUGAGCUCUCAGGAGCAACAUCACCCCAAGUUGGAAGAAAAAGACUUUGACUUUAAGAAUAAGGACACUGAAAUCUCAAUAAAAUCUGAAAAGGCCCGUGAACCAGAGAAAGCAGCUCCUGUGGAGGGAAAAAUCCUCAAGGACCAUUUAUUUGAAGAAUCAACAUUUGCCCCAUAUAUAGAUGAUCUCUCUGAAGAGCACCAUAGAGCCUCCCUGGUCGCUGCCCCCAUCAAAAUCACGCUGACUGAAAUUGAGCCUUCUGUGGAAACUGCUACCCAAGAGAAGACCCCCGAGAAGCAAGAUAUCUGUCUGAAACCGAGUCCUGACACAGUCCCUACUGUCACCGUCUCAGAGCCUGAAGAUGACAGCCCAGAAUCCAUCACUCCUCCGUCUUUCGGAACAGAACCAUCUGCUGCAGAAUCCCAGGGGAAAGGCAGCAUCUCCGAGGAUGAGCUGAUCACAGCCAUUAAAGAAGCGAAGGGGUUAUCCUAUGAAACAUCCGGGAGCCCGCAGCCGGCGGGCCACGUGGCCGACAGGCCCGAGGUGAAGGCCAGGUCCGGGCGGCCCGCCAUCCCCAGCCCCUUGGACCACGAGGCCAGCAGUGCAGAGUCAGGGGACUCAGAGAUGGAGCUGUACAGCAUCCUGAGGGAGGAGCGCGAGGCCGAGCUGGACAGUGAGCUCAUCAUCGAGUCCUGCGAUGCGUCCUCGGCCUCGGAGGAGAGCCCCAAGCGGGAGCAGGACUCGCCCCCGAUGAAGCCGGGCGCCCCGGCUGCCCUUAUGAAUACUUGUCUUUUCAUGAAUCCAGGUUUGAGUGAAAUUACAUCAUAG
This is a messenger RNA of Myotis davidii, 1326 nucleotides long. It is a transcript of the gene RTN1, whose product is annotated as reticulon 1. Gene Ontology annotation, cellular component: neuron projection; postsynaptic density. Gene Ontology annotation, biological process: brain development; endoplasmic reticulum tubular network formation; neuron differentiation. The coding region runs from base 1 to 1326 and encodes 441 amino acids. The transcript is spliced from 5 exons. NCBI's taxonomy places the organism in Eukaryota, Metazoa, Chordata, Mammalia, Chiroptera, Vespertilionidae. The record is from RefSeq and is a predicted model, not a curated record.